AUGAGACUUAUGUUUCCAAUUCUCGGAACCAACAAGCUGGUCAUAGCUAUUCUAUCAUUGCUCAUCAUAUAUCUGGUGUGGCCUAUAGAUCAAAUAGAAAAAGAGCAAAAACCGGCCCGCCGUGCGCCAACAGGCGAUUUCGUCAUAGAUGAGAACGCUGGCUUGAUUGAUGACGUGGAUGAAAGUGAGGAGGCCUCAAUUUAUGAUGACCUUUACGAACCAAUAGUAAAACCCGUCCGAGGAUCAUACAAUCCAGAUACCGGAAACAUAGAAGUGCCGCAAGUGAUAAAUCCGACAAUGAUCGAUGAUGCACUUCGGCGUUUAAGUAUGCGACCAUUGAGAAAGAAUGCAGAUGAGCAAGCAGAGGCGGCACAUUUUGACUUUAAUGGCGUGCGAAUAGAGAAGUACAAUAAGAUAAAAAUGACACCACUCACGCACGAGCUUGCAUUCACAGCUUUGACAAAGGAAGAAGAUCCCGGAGAUUCAGGGGGUUGCAAGGAUCUGGAGUAUAUUUCGCAGGAGAAGAUAGUCCGGAGCGAUCCAUUACCGAUUGGAUAUGGCUUUCGUUUUCAAUAUCUCAAAGAUUACCUCAAGAAAUCUGGGUACGCACAGAAGAUAGCCCAGGUGGACUUGAAGCAUAUGAAGAAAUCAGAUUGGUACAUGUUUUCGGGGUCGGCAACAUGGCUUCCCGAUGUGCAAUGCUAUAUAAUGGCCAGCCGUUUGAUGUACGCUCCAAAACUUCGUGGAUCUCCAGUGGUUUCACUCAUUUGGAUGCAGUUAUUUGACAAGGAGUGGAAGGAGCUUAUUGGCAGAAGAAUCAGAUAUCUAGGAGUGACGGAUGAAGAAGUUGACAACGUGUUGCGAGACGUUUCACUGAUUGGUGGAAAGGGGAAGGCUGUGGAGCAUCGGCUAGAUAAGAUCUCCAUAAAGUUUCCAACGGUAUUGGAUAUACCGUUUAUAGUGAAAAAUGAUGGAAGCCCGUUGGGACCGGAAGAUCCCCGCAUAGUAUCAAAAGGCACUGGUACAAACGACACGGAGCCAAUUAUAUUGUUCAACAUGCUUGCAAGCUCAAAGAGAAGGUCGAUGUUUGCGGCUUUUCCGUUGCAGAAACCAGCACCAUCAUAUGACAGUGGGGCCAAUAUUCUACAAUUUCGCCAUGGAGGAAGCAGCUCACUUACAAUCAAAGCUGUGGAGAAGAACUGGAUGCCAUUUUUCGAGAAUCCAUCCAACCCUACAGAGAUCAGCUUCGUGUACAGUAUAGACCCACUUGUUAUGUUUCGUUGUAGUCUUAGAAACGGUAAAUGUGAAAAAGUCCAGGAUGACGUCACAGGAACAGGUUCAUACGAUGGAUUGCACAAGCAUCCAGAUACAAUUGUUUUAAGAGGUGGUACAAAUCUAAUGCCGGUUCCCCAGGAUAAGAUUCGAAAAAUCAUUAACGACGACAGCAAGCCACUACCACACUUAUGGGUAGGCUUUUUGAAAACGCACGCAUGGAAUUGUGGCUGUGGAACGUCAAUUUAUAGACCCAUCAUGUACAUAUUGUCAAAAGUUGGUGGUGUGUACAGAGUGGACCUCAUGACUGAGAGUUUGGAUUUUGAUAUGGAUGUACUUGCAUUCAAUGGAAAAGAUACCAAAUGCGGUAAGGAUGGGCCGAACGUCCUUACCCCUAACAGCAUACCAUUUUGGGAUAUAAAGGAGAAGGCACACGGGUUAUUGGGUGGAAAGAAUUCCGACAUUUACAAUGAUUUUAUGGGCUUAACCAUAAGCGAAGCUGACAGGAAUGUGAAGCUAAUCUUUUUGAGAAACGUGAUGAAUUACAUAGCGGGAAUUUACCAGAACAAACAUGCCCAAGACAGCCUCACAGCUCCGCAUACUCAGUAUCGUAAAGAAACAAGGGAUGUUGAAAGAUGUGUUCUGCGAGAAUCCAUUAAUUACUGCAAACGUUACGCAAGAAGCCAUUCUUGA
This is a messenger RNA of Brettanomyces bruxellensis, 1965 nucleotides long. RefSeq lists its product as uncharacterized. Gene Ontology annotation, molecular function: mannosyltransferase activity. NCBI's taxonomy places the organism in Eukaryota, Fungi, Ascomycota, Pichiomycetes, Pichiales, Pichiaceae. The record is from RefSeq and is a predicted model, not a curated record. The coding region runs from base 1 to 1965 and encodes 654 amino acids. The transcript has a single exon.